This is a messenger RNA of Prunus mume (Japanese apricot), 1131 nucleotides long. RefSeq names its product zinc finger (C3HC4-type RING finger) family protein. Gene Ontology annotation, molecular function: zinc ion binding; ubiquitin protein ligase activity. Gene Ontology annotation, biological process: protein ubiquitination; ubiquitin-dependent protein catabolic process. NCBI's taxonomy places the organism in Eukaryota, Viridiplantae, Streptophyta, Magnoliopsida, Rosales, Rosaceae. The record is from RefSeq and is a predicted model, not a curated record. Gene Ontology annotation, cellular component: nucleus.
UUGGGUUACACUCUGACUCUGUUCACCCUUUUGGCCACAUCCAUCCAGACCAGUGCAAUUCAGGCAUUCACAAUUGACCAGCAAUAAACCAUCCAAUGGAAGACUCUGCUUCUCCUGCUUCUCCGCCUCCGACCAAGAGUCGACGAGAUUUCGGAAAAUUGGAUUACGGAUGCGACCAUUAUCGGAGACGAUGCAAGAUUCGAGCCCCUUGCUGCGACCAGAUUUUCCCCUGCCGCCACUGCCACAACGAAGCCGCGAGCUCCCUCAGCAACCCCAAAGAUCGCCAUGAACUUGUCAGGCAGGAUGUGAAGCAAGUUGUAUGCUCCGUUUGCAAUACAGAGCAACAGGUUGCUCAGCUUUGUUCUAACUGUGGUGUCAACAUGGGAGAAUAUUAUUGCGAUAUUUGCAAGUUCUAUGAUGAUGAUAUCAGCAAGCGGCAGUUUCAUUGCAAUGAGUGCGGGAUUUGUAGAGUCGGUGGUCGUGAUAAAUUCUUUCAUUGUCAGAAGUGUGGUUCUUGCUAUGUAGUGGAACUGCGUGAUAAUCACUUAUGUGUAGAAAACUCCAUGAAGAAUCACUGCCCUGUUUGCUAUGAGUAUCUUUUUGACUCGGUUCAAGGCACAUCAAUUAUGAAGUGUGGACACACAAUGCAUUCAGAAUGCUUCAUUGAGAUGCUAGGACAAAAUCAGUAUCGUUGUCCCAUUUGCUCCAAGACAGUACACGACAUGGAUUCUAUUUGGAGAUUGUUGGAUGCUGAUAUUGAAGCCACUGCCAUGCCCGAGGAAUACCAAUAUGAGGUAUCAAUUCUUUGCAACGAUUGCAACACAACUAGCAACGCUCCCUUUCACAUUUUUGGGCUCAAGUGCCGCAACUGCGAUUCAUAUAACACCCGAAGAAUUUCAGCUGCAGAUCAUCAAUGACUAUUGAUUACAAGUUUUAUUGAAUAUGCAAGGCUACGCCAAUUCACAUUAGACUUUUUUGUCUAUGCUUGGCGUUGUUUUGACUAGAAUAGUCCUCUUCUAUUGUACCUGUGCUUCUUGUACGCCAAGUGUAUGAAAGAAUGCACAGCUGCUGUAAUUGACUAGCUUCCAUUGGUUCAUCCAAUUUAUACCAACUCAUGGACUUAUUGUCCAA